Pocillopora meandrina is the source of this 9154-nucleotide messenger RNA. The record is from the annotation of a GenBank genome assembly. Lineage: Eukaryota; Metazoa; Cnidaria; Anthozoa; Scleractinia; Pocilloporidae.
AUGGACGAGCUUUCAUCAGAAGACAAGAAAAGCCGUUAUACUGUUAAGGUUUGUAUAAUUUUUUUCAAGUACGUUAUUAAUCAGAAAAAAUAGGCCCCUUACUCAAGUGUUCAUCUAUGUACAUUUCCUAUGUAAGCUAUUCAUGUUAUCUUUAACACGAAACACACAAGAAAGUUGAGUGCAAUGUAAAACUUUAGACAACCCCAACAGUAAAAAUGCCACCACAGGGUAAAUUGUCGUUUGAUAACAUAAGUCAUGUUAUAUUUAAGAGCAUUCUGUUAUUGACUUGUACAUACAGCCAACGAGUAUGGAUGACUUUAAUAUAAUCAAACCAAUCAGCCGUGGUGCCUUUGGGUAAGUCAUCUUUAAUCCUUCAACUUUACUCAGUUCACUGGAUGCACAGCAUAAGUGGGAGAGUUGUAGGUUAUUAUCGAGUGACACUUUCUGUGACUACAACAGUAAUGUCACAACACUGUUGAAGAUACUGUUUCUUAUUUCAAGACAAAUAAUGGUCAACUUCAAAUGAGUUCAAGAAUUUGCACAGAGAAUUUAUUGGAAAUUAUUUUUUCUGGUUGUUACUGGUGUAGUUGUUUGAUUUUGGAAUACUUUCAUCCUCGUUACAUUGUGAGAACAUUGCUCUUUUUGUUAAUCAGUCUUCUUUGUUUUAUAAUUUUGGUACCUUUGUGUUCAACAAAUUACCUUGUUGAGUCCACGUUGAUUGAAUUAGGUUUUUCAAGUAAUUAAUACAUGGAACUUGGCAAUUUUACCUGACAUGACUGGAUGGUAAUUUAAUAAUUAAUUAGAAUGUUAUGUGAAUAGUAAUAGGUGAUGAAGAGUUGCUUUUCAGGAAAGUAUUUUUGGCUCGAAGGAGAGACAAAGAUCAACAAUUCUAUGCUGUGAAGGUGGUAAAGAAGACUGAUGUUGUGAACAAGAACAUGAUGGAACAGGGUGAGGAGCAAAUUUUAAGGCAGGACUUUUGUACAGCCCCAUAUUUUACUAUGCACACAGUUGCUGGAUAAAGGAAACAAUGGUAUAAAACUAUGGGGAGUGUUUGGGACUAUGGCAUUGUUUUACAAUUAUAGUACAGAGCAAAAAGGAAACUUCUCCAAUUUUUCUGUGGGAAAACAUGGCACAUUUCAUUCAUGUGAAUUUCCUUUUAUUGUCAAAACGACACUAUUCUGUUAUGUAUAUAACAGGACUUUUUUUUUUAUCCAGUGGUAGCAGAAAGAGACUGUCUGGCAAUUGCAAAGAGUCCCUACAUUGUAAACUUGUUUUAUUCCUUUCAGUCAAAAGAUAGGAUAUUUCUGGUGAGUUCUGUUGUAUUUUUAACCUUUAGCACACUAACAUCAGUAAGCAUAUGCAUUUCCUUAAUUGCUGACAAGGAGAAUUUAUUUAACAAUUAAGAGCUUCUUUAGUUGGUGAUCAUUUCCUUUAUUCUUGUGACCUUCAUGUUUGACUCAGGACUCCUCAUGAGGAGAAGUUAGGUGCUGGUCACUCUUAGGGAUUUAAAGGUUAAUGCUUAAGUAGGUUUAGAGAGACUGUCUUUUGUUGACUAGUUAGUUGUUUGUUUUUCUCAGUUCAUGUGCUACUCAGUCCAGUUUUAUCCUUGACUGGAGUUUGAUUUUAAAAUCAUCUUUUUGGUACAUAAUGAAUUCUUUAUUGACCAAGUUUGUUUGGUCAAUAAUACAUAUAACUGUUUACUUCUUGAUUUAGGUCAUGGAGUAUUUGAUUGGAGGAGACUGUAAAUCAUUGUUACAUAACAUGGGAUACUUUGAUGAAAACAUGGCAAGAAUCUAUAUAUCACAGGUCAAUUAUUCAUCCUGAUCAUUUCAUUAUCGUCCUAGAUACUUUACAUUUGAGGAUAAUGUAGCUUAAUAUGACUACCAGUGCUUGUGCAUGUUAAUGUGUUAGAAGUUCCCACUGUUCUUUACAAAGCAACCACUGGCCAAAAAUCCUUCCAGCAGUCACCAAUUUUUUUAUCUACUAGCAAAUUUUGCAGGAAGCUGAAACUUAGCAAUAACCCUGUCACUAGCUGUAUGGGGAAAUUAACCUGUGCUCCUCUGCUCCCAAAACAGAUGGCUCCUUCCUUUUCAGAGGAUUGCAGCAUGUCCUUGAGAAAACAGCAGUAAUAAAGCCUACUAUGAGUGAUGCUGUGGCUUAAUUUGGACUAAAUCUGUCAUUGAGACCUGGUUGGGUUUUUUCCCUGGGUAAGACUAUCGUCGCUCUCACAGUCACUCAAGAGUUGAAAUGGGUACUAGCAAACUGCCAGAGGAGCCUGAUGACAGGGCAGUAGCCUGCAAUGGACUAACAUCCUAUCCAGGGGAGGGAGAGUAGCUAUGGUCCUAAUCACUUCUAGCUGUCAAGACUGGUAUAAGCAGUACCUCCUGGGUCACAUGGCAUCAAUGCAUACCAACCCUUUCCCACCUCACACAUGAAAUACAUCUCACAGUUUCUUCACUUGUCUUUUGAGUCCUAUUUUAAAUGAUUUUUCUUUUGGCUGCAGGUAGUCUUGGCUUUGGAUUAUCUUCACAAACAUGGGAUUAUUCACAGGUAAGAGAAACAUCUACAGUGUAUGCAAUUCAAAAUUGAAUCACUUUCCAGAAAAUGUUGUUUUAUAGCUUGUUAUGACUCAAACACCAGUCACAACGAAACUUCAUUCUCUUAGAGUUUCUUCAUGGAAUUAACCAGUUUGUUGGCUGUAUGUACAAGUUAAUAAUAGAAUACUUCAUCAUCUGUGAUUAAGAACCUGGAAUAUAACAUCCCAAGAGCUGUACUAUUUCUGGCUCUUCCAUACAUACAGCAUUGUGAUUGUUUUUUGAAUUUAUUCCCCCUCCCCCUACCAAAAAAAAGAAAAACAAAACAAAAAUCCUUUCUGGUCAUUUAGCUUCCUUUUUCUUAUUUUUUAUUUUUCUCUCUCUCUUUCUUUGUCAACUUGAUGUCUUGAAAAAAAGAGUUUCUCCUACAGCUAGUGUUACUCUGAUGUGUUUCAGAUGAGUGGAGAAUAAAGAGUGUCUCCAUAUUAAUUGUGCAUACCAUUAAGAAUGUUUAAAGCCUGUUACUUAGGUCACCUGUCUGCAUUCAUGAAUUUUUCUAAAGUUCUUUUUCAAAACGCAACUUUAGGGAUCUUAAGCCAGACAACCUUCUAAUCUCCAAUGAAGGAAGAAUCAAGUUAACUGAUUUUGGGUUGUCAAGGUUGACAUUGGAAAGAAGUAAGUCUAUUUUAUCAAUUGUGAAUAUGAAUCAUUCAAACAUCGAAUAAACCCAUGAUUUUUUUUUUGUGGUUUUUUUGCUGUACAUCUGUUACCGUAACUUUUAAUUUUAAAUGCAGCAAGUUGAUUUUUGACAACUUUCAUCUAUUUGGAAGAAGUUGAUAGCCUUUGGAUUGAACAUGUCAUAGAGAUGUUCUGGUAAAACUGUACCAUGUAACCUCUCCCCAUAAUGUGAAAAUGAAUACUUCAAGAAGGUGUAAAGGAAUGUUCAUUGUCCAGAGCCAUCAGGAAUUUGUUUUUUACUUAAAAUCACUCUGUGAUUGGAUAACAAAACGUGCACCUCUUCCUAAGCCAAUCAGAUUCAAAACUGGAUAUACUGGAUCUAUGCAGUACUGGAUUUACUGGAUUUAUAGUAAUUUGGCACGUUCACGUUUAAACGAGUCAUGUACUCAUCCGUGUAAAAUGGAUAAAUAAAAUACCUACCUACCAACCAGAACCUGUCAGUUGUGCCUUUGUCACUUAAGUUUUGCCACCCAACUUUGAUAUUUUAGUGGAAUGAAGCUUUUUACCUUAUGCUAUUAGCUGCAUACCCCUGACAACAUAAUCUUAAAACAUUUGUCUCAGAACCUAGUUUCAUUGAUGUGAUGAGCACACCAUCUCUGAACAAGAAUGACAAGACUUCAGGUUCAAGUUUCUUUAGAACACCUGGUCAAGUAAUGUCACUGACUUCCAAUUUCACUUUUGUAAGUAUACAUAAUUUCAUAUUCAAGUUUAUUUUGUUAUCAGUAGUUAUAAUAUUCGCCCAGGAGAAGUAAUAGAUCUGAAAUACUUCCUAGUCGCUUCCUGCUGCACAAACCGCGGAGUUACGCUGGGAUAAAUGUGCAUAUACAUAACAAAUACGUAAUAAAUCAUCACCUGCGAUGCGAACACCAAAUUGUUUACAUUCUGCUACGUAAAUAUUUAAGCCAGCGGCGAUUGUAAUGAAUUAAUAUGGCAUAUUCGCUUCGUUAUUUGCUUAAUAAUACACGUGUUUCAAUACCUUGUAUAAAUGACAUUUUCCUUUUCCUUAGAAUCAUCAACACCUCAAAUCAAGCAAAUUCACUGCUACUGCUCGUUAUUCGAUAAAUUCGUGACGUGACGUGACGCGACGUGAAGCGACGUGCGACUGUGUAACAUUGUAGCUUAAAAGCUAAUGAAAAAUUCUUAUUACGUAAAUUUUCCGUUGUCGACUCAUCGCUUUCUCAAACCCAAAAGUUCUUUGUCUUACACAACAGUGUAACACGACGGAAACUUAUAGCUCUGAAUAACAAGGGCACAUAAGUCGCGCAUUUUGUUCGACCGUGCGCGCACAAAUAUCGUAUAUAUGCGUCUGACUACACUACGUCUGAGCGUCUACGCAGCUAACAUAUGUCUGGGCGGUACUGUUGUGUGUCCCUUCCCGGAUUACUCUAAACAAAUUAUUUUGGUGUCAAAAUAACGGUUCUUUUAGCAGUCUAAAACUAAAGGGAAACUAAUGUUUGUGGUGUUAGUCAUUGUCUGCGGCGAGACCAACGCAGAGGUCACGACUAAACAGCAGUUGCUCAUCACUGGAGGAACACAUGGAAACCACACCCAUAAGGCAGGUCACCCCGGUCUGUCGUGUUGACAAAAUCCCUGGUGCAACUCCAACUGGGAUUUUGGGACCUAACAGCCAAACUCCGCUCGCUGCUUCUGGAGGUAAAUUCUUUAGAUUUGUAAAAUAACAGAUUGGGGCCCAAACUGGCCUUCUCUACUAAUGGAGUCGGAUUUGUAAUCAGAGGUGCACAGCAAUACGAUCUGGUGAACUUCAAAAUGACUGAAUAGGAAGCAAAUACUUAUGCCGCUUAUGACUCCUUCGCUCAUGAUCUAAUGAAAACUACAUCCUUGGAGUCAUACAGUACUGUAUCGGGAUAGCCAGUGAACUUGCACUGUGGUUGUUUGACUCUUUUCCUUCAGCUUGCGACUUUGACAAUCGAGUUUUCAGGACAUCUGCAGUGUCACAGUCCAAUAUUGAUUUCAACGAGCUUAUUAGUUAGAUUAAAAUUUAGACAAAUCAUUGACCAAUUUUCUUUUCUUCAUAUGUCGGUUUGUACAGGUCAGGCCGUCAAAAAGCGAACCCAAUUCUGCCCCAAAAUCAGCCAAAAGACUUUUAACAUUGACGACCCCCCUGGGACACCUCUGGUUGCGGAUUUAAUGCAGCACAAAAACGUGAGAAACAGAUCGCCUGACGAAGAAAACCAACUGCCGGCCUCAAAGAGACUUCGACAGACUGGGCUGACCAGGGAAAUCGAUGCGUUAACGCUGAAGGAAAUACGAAGGAGCUCGGAGAAUGAGUCUCCAAGAGGCCCUUUGCAGGAGGUGUGUACACACCAAGGACCCCUGGUAAAGGGAGCUGAUAUCAUACCCGAGAAUUCCCUUGUGCGCGACAAAAGCCCUCUGGAAUGUAAAUGUGAAAGCGAGGGAAGGACAGCUUCCCGGGAGCAAGAAAUUAUCACUACUCCGAACCCCUCUAGUUGUGCACCGUUGGUCCUUAAGUUUUCCAGUCCACGUGAACGAGCAGGGACUAUGAUGGAAUUUUUGAAAGAGAAAGGACAAGUAACUCCUAACAACGAAUGCUUGGAGAAGGAGCGAGCCAUGAGUACCUUUACACCUUUAACAUCUAUGACGCGUAGAAUUACAUCGCCUGGGAUGCCUUCUACUUCAGGUUAUGACAGUGAAACGAGUAGUUCUUGUGAAGAAAGUAAUGAACAGUACCACAGGUAUCCCAACGAAGCAGUUAACAGUGAUUUAGAGAAAACUGAUAAAGAAUCGAGAGUAAUUAGAACACUUGAACUAGCGGGAAAUAGAGUAAAUAACUUUGGUUCGAGAACAUCUCAGAGGGCAGAUACAAGCGGGAGUUCCGGUUUUAAUUCAAGUGGAAGUCCAUGUGUAAGAGAAGGAGAAUUUACUGUUAAUCAGACACCAGAUAAAUUGGAAAUCGAAAUCACAGAUGUGAUUUUACCAACCGUUGGUAAUGAUAAGAACAAUAGCCUCUCGAGGCGCGAGAGCGGGAUUGCAGUACUACCACCUUCACCAGAUGUGAGCGACAGAAAUGUAGACAACAGCUCAGCUGAUGAAGUAGAGAAUGAGAAGUUUUCAUCACAUCCUGUUGGUUUUACGGCCGAAAUUGAUAACUCCUCCUCUGAGUCGUGUCCUUCUCAUCCACUCGAAAGAAGUUUGACAAUCGACUUCGAAAAUAAACAAAACGUAAGGGGCGUUAAUUUGAAGCCAAGUGAAGAUGAUUAUUUGAACAGAGGCGAAGUCUUUCAUGGGGACAGUGAGGUGGAAUCCUCGAGUCGCUCUCGUUGCAUGACAAUCCCUUUUGAGAACAGCGAUCAAGAACACGAGGAAGAAGAGAAAAGUGUCACUCAGGCUCCAGGUUCUCACAUGGAUAUUAGUUUACCUGUUACAAUAACUUCUGAAUCGCCGAUGGAUGUUACUUUUCAGAGUAGCUCAAGCUUGAAAAGUACCCCAGGCCCCAUGGAAGUGUCCAACCAGUGGCACCACACCUCAGCCCCUCUCAUUCGGACACCUUUUAGGACCCCUAAGUCUUGUAGACGAGGAAAGCGGCCCACAUCGUCGCCACCCAAGAACAGAAUCUUGGGAACACCAGACUACCUCGCACCAGAAAUACUCUUGAGAAAUGAGCACAGUAAGUUUGGCAUAAAAAUUUUUUACCUGUCAUUAAGACUUUGACUGUAAGAAAGAACAUCAUCUCUGAGUAAUUGAGGGGUUUAAGUAAAUGACUUAAUAAAUUCUGGAUAACCAAUCGUUUGCAAAAGCAGAAGAUCAGAAUGUUACAGCUAGAAAAACUGGGUUGUAUAGAAAACUCAGAAAAAUUAUUUCUCGAAUCAUUUUUCAUUUCAUCUCCUUCAAAACACCAGAAACAUCUUCUUUUGCACCUUCUCGACCUCGUAGUUUCCAUUUCUAGACCACUUUUUACCCGAUCCCUCGGUCACUUCAUUUUUGAACGAAGUCAAACCACACAAUAAACCGGCUUAUCAAACCAGUAAAGUCAAAAUCACCACAAAAUCCUUAGCUUGCAAACAUAAGGAUGUUGAAAUGAUGUACAUGUAACGACUUAUCCCACGACUAUUUUUCGAAGAAGUGUGUGGCUUUAUCUGAGGUGAUUUGAUCAAAAUCUUUUUUUUCCUAAGCCCCAGCAGUGGACUGGUGGUCCCUAGGGGUAUGUUUGUACGAGUUCCUUACGGGAGUUCCGCCAUUCAACGACGACACACCCGAGCUGGUCUUUAGUCAUAUUAUGCAAAGAGGUAAGAUGUUGAGUGCACAGAAAAUAUUCGAGGAAUGUAACUUAUUUGGGGUUGUAGUUGAGUCGUGCACAAAGUACGUGUACGAGCAAACCGCGAUGCAAUGUGAUGUUGUAAAUUUAUGUAAUCGUUUUACGUUGAAGAAUUACUGUGGCCAGAGGGAGAAGAGGCGCUGUCCCAGAAUGCAGUAGAUGCUGUGGAACGCAUCCUUAUUCUUGAGGCAGAGCAGAGACCUGGUGCUAAAGGUUUUAAUUUUUUUUAAUCGUUGGUUGUCAUCUGAUUUUUAAAAGACCUUACUCUUCUUACUCUUCUUAAAGUUAAAAAUCUCAUAAUUAAAGCUCUCUAUCUAGACUCAAAUAUAUAUACAUAUAUAUAUAUAUAUACUUAGAAACCUCACAAAAUUUCAUUUAACCAGUUGUUGUUUCAAGUUGAAAAAAUGUGAUUUCAUAUUUGCAUAAUAUUACAAGCAGCAAAUCAGGAGUAUAUACCACCCCUUCCUCCCCCUUCCCUCCCCCCCCUCCCCCCCCCUCCCCCUUCCCUACCCCUUCCCCACCCCUUCCCCCCCCCCCCCCUUCCCUUCCCCCCCCCCCCCCCCCUUCCCCCCCCCCUUCCCCCCCCACCCUUCCCCUUCCCCACCCCUUUCCCCCCCCUAUACCAGUGACUUCAUGUCUCCGAUUUUAUGAACCUCGUCCGCACCAAGUUUUCGUUUUGUAAAUUGAACCAUGCACUGAGACUGAUUCGGAAAAGAUGUUUUUUUUCUCGUGAUCAGUUUUUUUUUCUGGUUUCCAAUUUGGAGGGUGUUCUCUUUUAGUUUCCGUUGAUGAUAAACCAAACCGCUCAUUCGUUCAUCAGUUUCUUAUUCCGUACUUUUAAUUCAUAAUUCGUUAACACCAAAUGCAUUUCGUUUCAGUGACGUUUUUAUUUUUUCGUUCUUUUCGUUUUAGAGAUAGAAAGCCUUCCGUUCUUUUCAAAUAUGGAUUGGUCUUCGAUUCAUAAUCAUCCCCCUCCUUUUGUGCCCCAUCCAGAUGACAUAACUGACACCAUUUAUUUUCACGGUAGGUCCAUUUUUCAUUUCGGUCAUCUCGGGUGUUCAUGCAGCAAAGUAAUGUACUUAACAAGUUGCCGAUAGGAGAAUAUAAUUCUAAAAUGUAUUGCACUCGAGCCCAGUGGCCUUCAACGUUGGAGCUCAUCCCAGUUUUCAUGGCACAAAGCACGAAGCGGUCAGUAGGUAGUGUUGUUACUCCUCCUGGAUGGUGAUGAAGUGGUUUACCUCCCCCUCCUCCCAACCUACUGAAACUGCUGUUCUGUGGGACAUCUUUCCCUUUGAACACAACACAAAUGUUUCGGGCUGCAUGACUCUCACCUGUACUUUUUGAUCCGGAUUUUAGAAGUGUAAUUGCAAUUUUAGGCCGCCAUGUAUCUUGAGGUGAAUCUUUCACUUUUUCAUCGGUUCAACCCAAUUGAAAAUUAACAAUAAGGUAAGAAGCAGACACACCUAGUUAAACUUACUCCUUUGUUCAAUUGUUUCUUGGUUUUUACAGCAAGAAACACGAUGCAGAAUCUUCGAAUGUCGUCCUUUAGCCACUGAACAAAAUGGUUCGCUAUUGAACUCGUUCUUCA